AAAAAGAUCCCGGGGCUGCUUUGCAGUCUUCUCUGGGGAACAGGAGAAGUGCCCGGAAGAGGAGGAGACUGCCUUGGAUUCUCCUCUUGUUUCCACACACGGAGGAAACGAGAGCUCUGUUUGGAGAAGAUUCCAAGUUUGGGUGAUGUAAACAGAGAGGAGACACCUUUCGGCGGCUGCACCGGAAGCCACCCAAUCUGUGGGGCAGCGUGGCCCCGUCACGUAACUUGCGCACUGGCUGCCGGGAGCCUCGCGCGUCCUGCCGCUCCCUCACAAGCGGAGCCCGCGAACUUGGGCGCCCGGAUCUACACCCGCGCUUUUGUUGAGGAAGAAAGAUAUGAUGGCAGAUAACCUUGUAAAGCCUGAUUCUAGAAAUUGCAAGAGGCCAAGAGAAGUGGAGGUAAGCUACAUCCUCAAACCAGAUAGUCCACUGCUGUCCUUUAUUGAAAAAUCAGAUUCACCAUUCUGUGACUGUUCUGGACUGUUUUAUAAAGAUGAGGCCCUGGAGAAAGAGUUGAAUGACAUGAGCAAGGAAGUUAAACUAAUGUUUUUUGCAUAUGCGAACAUCUUAAGUGAGAGAGCAGCAGUAGAUGCAUCUUACCUUAAUGAGAUAGAUGGACUCUUCAAAGAAGCCGAUACUAUUGAGAACUUUCUGAUACAAAAAAGAGAGCACCUGAGACAGAGGCUUACAGUGAUUACAAACACACUGAAAAGAUAAAAAUGUGUACUUAAAAUAAGUUGAGAAUUUAAGCCUGUUAUUGUUGUAAUAAGUGAAUGAUGUUUAUACUCUGAGAGCUCCCUAGAUGGUAAAGAUAAUAUAUAUCUGAAACAGAGAUUUUUUUUCUAGACUUAAA
Fukomys damarensis (Damara mole-rat) is the source of this 854-nucleotide messenger RNA. RefSeq names its product testis expressed 12 (gene Tex12). The transcript has 6 exons. Gene Ontology annotation, biological process: synaptonemal complex assembly. The record is from RefSeq and is a predicted model, not a curated record. Bases 338 to 718 code for a protein of 126 amino acids. Lineage: Eukaryota; Metazoa; Chordata; Mammalia; Rodentia; Bathyergidae. Gene Ontology annotation, cellular component: central element.